Molecule: messenger RNA, 3753 nt
Organism: Leopardus geoffroyi (Geoffroy's cat)
Lineage: Eukaryota; Metazoa; Chordata; Mammalia; Carnivora; Felidae
Gene: CACNA2D3
Product: calcium voltage-gated channel auxiliary subunit alpha2delta 3
Exons: 38
Coding region: 155-3430 (1091 amino acids)
Cellular component (GO): voltage-gated calcium channel complex
Molecular function (GO): voltage-gated calcium channel activity
Source: RefSeq, a predicted model, not a curated record
GCUCCUUUUUCUGCUCCCCAAGUGAGCCCGGCGCGCGAGAGGCAGGCGGGGCGGCGCGGAGCAGGCAGCCCAGCGCGCUCGCCCACCGCCCGCUCGGCGCAGCUCCCCGCGGCCGCUCCUGUCGCCGCCGCCGGCGCGUCGGAGGGAGCCCAGCAUGGCCGGGCCCGGCUCGCAGCGGCGCGCGUCCCGGGGGGCCUCGGCGCUCCUCGCCGCCGCGCUUCUCUACGCAGCGCUGGGGGCCGUGGUGCGCUCGGAGCAGCAGAUCCCGCUCUCCGUGGUGAAGCUCUGGGCCUCGGCUUUUGGUGGGGAGAUAAAAUCCAUUGCUGCUAAGUACUCUGGUUCCCAGCUUCUGCAAAAGAAAUACAAAGAGUAUGAGAAAGACGUAGCCAUAGAAGAAAUCGAUGGCCUCCAACUGGUGAAAAAGCUGGCAAAGAACAUGGAAGAGAUGUUUCACAAAAAGUCUGAAGCAGUGCGGCGUCUUGUGGAGGCUGCAGAAGAGGCACAUCUGAAACAUGAAUUUGAUGCAGACUUGCAGUAUGAAUACUUCAAUGCUGUGCUGAUAAACGAAAGGGACAAAGAUGGGAAUUUUUUGGAGCUGGGGAAGGAAUUCAUCUUAGCCCCAAAUGACCAUUUUAAUAAUUUGCCCGUGAACAUCAGUCUGAGUGACGUCCAGGUGCCAACGAACAUGUACAACAAAGACCCAGCAAUCGUCAAUGGGGUUUAUUGGUCCGAAUCCCUAAACAAAGUUUUCGUAGAUAACUUUGAUCGUGACCCGUCUCUCAUAUGGCAGUACUUUGGAAGUGCAAAGGGCUUUUUUAGGCAGUAUCCAGGGAUUAAAUGGGAACCAGAUGAGAAUGGAGUCAUUGCCUUUGACUGCAGGAACCGAAAAUGGUACAUCCAAGCAGCGACUUCUCCGAAAGAUGUGGUCAUUUUAGUGGACGUCAGUGGCAGCAUGAAAGGGCUCCGUCUGACUAUUGCAAAGCAAACCGUCUCAUCUAUUCUGGAUACGCUGGGGGAUGAUGACUUUUUCAACAUAAUUGCUUAUAAUGAGGAGCUUCACUAUGUGGAACCUUGCCUGAACGGGACAUUGGUGCAAGCUGACAGGACAAACAAGGAGCACUUCAGGGAGCAUCUGGACAAGCUGUUUGCCAAAGGAAUUGGAAUGCUGGAUAUAGCUCUGAAUGAGGCCUUCAACAUUCUCAGUGAUUUCAACCAUACUGGGCAAGGCAGCGUCUGCAGCCAGGCCAUCAUGCUCAUCACCGACGGGGCAGUGGACACCUAUGACACUAUCUUUGCGAAGUACAACUGGCCAGAUCGGAAGGUCCGCAUCUUCACCUACCUCAUUGGACGGGAGGCUGCUUUUGCAGACAAUCUCAAGUGGAUGGCUUGUGCCAACAAAGGAUUUUUCACCCAGAUCUCCACCUUGGCUGAUGUGCAGGAAAAUGUCAUGGAAUACCUGCAUGUACUCAGCCGGCCCAAAGUCAUCGAUCAGGAGCACGACGUGGUAUGGACUGAAGCUUACAUCGACAGCACUCUCCCUCAGGCACAAAAGCUUGCCGAUGAUCAGGGCCUCGUCCUGAUGACCACGGUCGCCAUGCCUGUGUUUAGUAAGCAGAACGAAACCAGAUCAAAGGGCAUUCUUCUGGGUGUGGUUGGCACAGAUGUUCCAGUGAAAGAGCUUCUGAAGACCAUCCCCAAAUACAAGUUAGGGAUUCACGGUUAUGCCUUUGCGAUCACAAAUAAUGGAUAUAUCCUGACGCAUCCAGAACUCAGACCACUGUACGAGGAAGGAAAAAAGCGAAGGAAACCUAACUACAGUAGCGUUGACCUCUCGGAGGUAGAGUGGGAAGACCGGGAUGAUGUGUUAAGAAACGCCAUGGUGAACCGAAAGACUGGGAAGUUCUCUAUGGAGGUGAAGAAGACAGUGGACAAAGGGAAACGGGUUUUGGUGAUGACAAAUGACUACUAUUAUACAGACAUCAAGGGUACCCCUUUCAGCUUAGGUGUGGCGCUCUCCAGAGGCCAUGGGAAAUAUUUCUUCCGAGGGAAUGUAACCAUUGAAGAAGGCCUGCAUGACUUAGAGCACCCUGAUGUAUCCCUGGCAGAUGAAUGGUCCUACUGCAACACUGACCUACACCCGGAGCACCGUCAUCUAUCUCAGCUAGAAGCCAUCAAGCUCUACCUCAAAGGCAAAGAACCUCUGCUCCAAUGUGAUAAAGAAUUGAUACAAGAAGUCCUUUUUGAUGCCGUGGUGAGCGCUCCCAUUGAAGCAUAUUGGACCAGUCUUGCCCUCAACAAAUCUGAGAACUCUGACAAGGGCGUGGAGGUUGCCUUCCUCGGCACUCGUACGGGCCUCUCGAGGAUCAACCUGUUUGUUGGGGCUGAGCAGCUCACCAAUCAGGAUUUCCUGAAAGCUGGAGACAAGGAGAACAUUUUUAACGCAGACCAUUUCCCUCUCUGGUACCGAAGAGCUGCGGAGCAGAUUCCAGGGAGCUUCGUCUACUCCAUCCCGUUCAGCACAGGAAUAGUCAACAAAAGCAAUGUGGUGACAGCGAGUACCUCCAUCCAGCUCCUCGAUGAACGGAAAUCUCCUGUGGUAGCAGCUGUAGGCAUUCAGAUGAAACUUGAAUUUUUCCAGAGGAAGUUCUGGACUGCCAGCAGACAGUGUGCCUCUCUGGAUGGCAAAUGCUCCAUCAGCUGUGAUGACGAGACUGUGAACUGUUACCUCAUAGACAAUAAUGGGUUUAUUCUGGUGUCCGAAGACUACACCCAGACUGGAGACUUUUUUGGCGAGGUCGAAGGGGCCGUGAUGAACAAACUGUUAACAAUGGGCUCCUUUAAAAGAAUUACCCUGUAUGACUAUCAAGCCAUGUGCAGGGCCAACAAGGACAGCAGUGACAGUGCCAGCGGGCUACUGGAUCCUUAUCAUGCCUUCCUUGCUGCAGUAAAAUGGAUAAUGACAGAACUUGUCUUGUUUCUGGUGGAAUUUAACCUCUGCAGCUGGUGGCACUCAGAUAUGACAGCCACAGCCCAGAAAUUGAAGCAGACCCUGGAACCUUGUGAUACAGAGUAUCCAGCAUUUGUCUCCGAGCGCACCAUCAAGGAAACCUCAGGGAACAUUGCUUGUGAAGACUGCUCUAAGUCCUUUGUCAUCCAGCAAAUCCCAAGCAGCAAUCUGUUCAUGGUGGUGGUGGACAGCAGCUGCCUGUGUGAGUCCGUGACCCCCAUCACCAUGGCCCCCAUUGAAAUCAGGUAUAACGAAUCCCUUAAGUGUGAACGUUUAAAGGCCCAGAAGAUCAGAAGGCGUCCCGAGUCUUGUCAUGGCUUCCAUCCUGAGGAGAAUGCAAGGGAGUGUGGGGGUGCACCGAGCCUGCAGGCCAAGAUGGUCCUUGUCGUCUUCCCUCUGCUCUUGAUGCUUUUUUCAAGGUGACACUGAGAUGUUCUCUUGGCAUGCUAAAUUAUGGAUAAACUGUGAACCAAAAUAUGGUGCGACAUAGGAGACAUGAAAUAUAGUCCAACCAUCAGCAUCUCAUGAUUUUAAACUGUGCGUGAUAUAAACUCUUAAAGAUCUGUUGACAAAAAAAAAAAAAGUUAUCUUUUUACUUUGCCAGUCAUGCAAAUGUGAGUUUGCUACAUGAUAAUCACCCUUCAUCAGAAAUGGGGCUGCAAGUGGGCAGUGUCCCUUCUGCUUGAAACCCAUUGAAACCAAUUUAAAACUGUGUACUUUUUAAAUAAAGUAUAUUAAAAUCAUAA